AUGGCACCUCGUGGUAAGGGGUUAAUUCUGGUGACCGCGAUUGCGUCGGAACUAACCGCCGACGACGUGAAGAGCAUCCGGAAGAAGUAUGGCUUAAAGGGUUUGAAAGCCGCUGCUCCCGACCAAGGCGACCGUGCCCAUCUUCCUCCUCCCGGGAAGAUGACAGUGUAUCUUAAGUUUUUGGAGCUUGGGUUAAAAUUCCCCCCCCCUUUUGUGGAGGCUUUGAUGCAGGCGUAUGGGAUGCCCCUGGCUCAGUGGGCGCCUAAUGCGAUCCCCUUUAUCUUAGGGUUCUUGCAUAUCUACCACACAGUGGGUGUGAAGGCGGAUAUGCUUUUGUUCCGCUGCUUCUUCAAGAUGGCGCGAUCGCGCCAGAAUUACACCAGAUGGUUCAACUUUCAGCACAAUACCACGACGGGGUCCCAUAUUGAAAAGAUCAAGAGCUUUGGUCGCAUCUUGCCACAUAUAGAAGUGGAGAAAAACAUGCAAAUUAUUUAUGAGCAUGCUGCAGGUAUUCCUGAAUUUAGUACUGACUCUUGGCGUCUUGUUCUUAUCCUUUGUAGGUUAGAGCUUGUAAUAAUGGGUCAAAGUCUGUACUCCAAACCUGCAGCAUUGUCUGCAAAGAAUAUUGGAGGGGCUACCGCGUCGAAGAAAAGGAAGUCGGGGGGUGAUGGAAGUCGGUCGGGAACCGUCCCCAGCCUAUCGCAGGAAGAAGGUGGCAAGAGGAACAACUCGGCGACCACAGGGUCACGGCCGCCGGUAGGCACGACUCGGAUUCCCGUGCGAACCGCAAUCACGGCUUUUGGGGCGCUGGUCGCUACGUCUGGUGUUGUUGUUGACACAACUGCGUCGCAAGUGGGUGGCGCAAGUGCGGCAACGGUGGAGCUGGAUCCACCAAACGUGGUCUGCUCCCAGUUGGGCACGAUCCCUAGGCCCGUUGGGCCAAAAGAUGCCAUACUCCAGUGCAUGUCCGGUCUAGGGCAAUGGGCAAUGUGCUCCGCCGACCUGGCUGAUCAAGUCACCAAGUUGAAAAAGGAAUUGGCUGAGAAGGAUAGCAUUCAAAACAGUAUGAUCAUGGCUCUAGUCGGAGCUCACGAUGUGUUGGCGGAAAUCCAUGACCACUAUGACUCUGGUGGCGAUGACUCCUAUUGGGAGAUCAGGAAACUCUGCGCGACCCAGGAGUCCCCUCAAGUUAUCUUGCACCUUGCAUGCGACCCUACUCCUCUAUUCGAUACAACGGCCGGGAUCGCAACUCCCCCUCUGUCGCUGAGCCGUUCUAGCGAUGAAGAAGGUUCGUCUGGAGGAGGUGAUGAUGGCGCGGGCACAAGCAAUCCUCCCCUAAUGGUGGAAAAAACAACCUUCCCCCCCUUGGGAGGUGGCGAGACGCACCCCCAAGGCGGUGGAGAGGAGGGUAGUCGCCCUGGAGAGGCUUUCUUUGAGGUAGUAAAUAAUAGUGGCCCAUCCAUUUCUGGCGUGGCACCCGAUAAUGUUCUUACUGUGACAGGUGCAACGCCAGCUGUUGGAGGAGUCGCUUCCGCAGGGAAUCCUGUUGCGACCAGGGUGGCUAAAGGCGGUCUGGUGGGCAUGAAGAUUCUUGAUCCCAAUGUCAAGACAGGCGAGUCCUUGUACUACCACUGCAUAGUUUCAUGCCUUCUUGAUGCACCGUGUGCAGGAGAGCAGGACAGGGAAGGGAAGGAAAGGCAGCUGAGAGAGUUGGUGCGAUCCAUGUAUGCGAUCGAGUUCCAAGCCCUGGGGUCGGUGCUCAGACGUUGCCAGUCUGAUUACUGGAAGAAUGAAUACUUGUGA
Messenger RNA from Oldenlandia corymbosa var. corymbosa, 1803 nucleotides. NCBI's taxonomy places the organism in Eukaryota, Viridiplantae, Streptophyta, Magnoliopsida, Gentianales, Rubiaceae. The record is from the annotation of a GenBank genome assembly.